AUGAACGACACAAGCGUGGACAGUGACCAGGUCUUUUUCAGUUACAAAAACACCGUCUUCCUUGUGACUGUGUUAGUGAGCCUCUGUGGGCUGGUGGGGAACGGGGUGGUCAUCUGGCUGCUUGGGUUCCGCAUCAGGAGGAACCCCUUCUCUGUCUACAUCCUCCACUUGGCAGGUGCAGACUUCACCUUCCUCCUCUGCAAAAGCGUCAGGUUCCUCUUGGUUCUGUUAAAGAGCUUCAUGGGUGUGCUCUAUGUGCUCCUAAAAGCGGCCACCUUCUCUUCUUACCUGGUGGGGCUGAGUCUGCUGAUGGCCGUCAGCACCGAGCGCUGUCUGUCCGUGCUCUUCCCCAUCUGGUACAAAUGCCGCUGCCCGGCGCAGCUCUUGGCCAUCGUGUGUGCUCUGAUUUGGGGACUGUCAUUGUGUCCAGGGAUCUUGGCUCUUUUGUGUGACCACUCUGCGGACUUCUCGUGUGACGUGAUACACCUGGUCUAUUACGGGAUGGUCGUCCUCACAUUUCUGGUGCUCUGUGUGUCCAGCCUGACUCUGCUCAUCCGGGUACAGUGCUGCUCCUGGCAGAGACCGCCCGCCAAGCUCUCCAGGGUCAUCCUUCUCACCGUGCUGGCCUUCCUGGUGCUCGGUCUGCCUCUCCGUGUGGGCUUACUGGUCCACAGGCUCUCACCGUCCUUCCUCCCUUCCCACCUCCUGCUGCCUGUCUUCCACCUCCUCUCCGCCCUGAACAGCGGGGUCAACCCCCUCAUUUACUUCUUCAUUGGAAGCCAGAGGCAACAGCAGGGCCGGAAACUGCUCAGACAGGCGCUCCAGAGCGCGUUCACGGAGGAUACGGAGCUGAGCAGAGGAGAGUCGCUGCCCCGGACCAAACAUGAUGUCCACCUGAGCCCCGGGAGUAGGCGGCUCUGCUGGGAUAUCAAGAUCUGA
Messenger RNA from Ceratotherium simum simum (southern white rhinoceros), 939 nucleotides. Its product is annotated as mas-related G protein-coupled receptor member X4-like. Lineage: Eukaryota; Metazoa; Chordata; Mammalia; Perissodactyla; Rhinocerotidae. Gene Ontology annotation, cellular component: plasma membrane. Gene Ontology annotation, biological process: G protein-coupled receptor signaling pathway. The record is from RefSeq and is a predicted model, not a curated record. Gene Ontology annotation, molecular function: G protein-coupled receptor activity.